GUCAAUCAGGUCAGCUUUCUCUGGGAGGGAUCAGCGGGAACGACAGUAUCAUUAGGCGUGGAUGGACAAUUGUCCACAGGCGAUGCGGGUGCCGGGAGUGCGCAAGUCCCGGUGGCGCAGGGCGUCCAUACCGCUCGGAUACAGGUCGACAGUACCCAAGCAAAUAAGGGCAACAACUUUGGCUUGAUUGGCGCGACACUCAAAACUGCCGUUUCUUUCACUUCAUCUUCCCAGAACUUCACCCUCGACGACGCCUCAUCCGCCAUCACCUACACCGGCUGGACCAGCACCACCGUCUCGUCCGCGCCCGUCGAGGCCAUCCGGUCCGGCAAGUUCUGGCACGACACCAUCUCUUAUACCUCUUCAUCCAACGCCGCCGCUUCCUUCACCUUCACCGGCCAGCUGCUGUAUAUCUUCGGAUGUACGGGCCCCAGCUUUGGGACGUUCCAGCUCAGUAUCGACGGAUCAGCAUGUGGCAUCUACAACGCCACGUCAGCGGUGAAUACGUAUGGGACAUUGCUAUUUGUAGGGCAGGCGGGGGACGGGGAGCAUAAGGUGGAGGUGAAGAAUAUGGAGGAUGGCCGCUUGCUGGCGCUGGAUUAUUUCGUGGCUACGUCGUCAGGGUCAGAACCCGCCCCCGCUCCAUCACUGUAUCCUGUCCCAAACCCAAGCCCGGUCAGUCCCGCACCGCCAGCAGUGUUCCCAGGCGGACAAGGUCAGACUUCUACCGGUACCGAAGGCGGUACAUCUUCGUCCGUCAUAGGCGGUAUCCUAGGCGCUUUGUUCGGUGUGUUGCUCUUGUUCCUGCUGUGGCGGUACCGGCAGUUCCGGAAAGAAGGUGGCGAGGGAAGCUUCUUUGCUGCGCUGUGUGGGCCGUCAAAGGGGAAGCCGCAGACAGCGGGCACGGGGACGAAUGACUUCAAGCUGUGGCCAAUGGUCAGAUUCCGACCAAAGUAUGCGACUUGA
This is a messenger RNA of Dioszegia hungarica, 966 nucleotides long. RefSeq lists its product as uncharacterized. The annotation marks the transcript as partial. NCBI's taxonomy places the organism in Eukaryota, Fungi, Basidiomycota, Tremellomycetes, Tremellales, Bulleribasidiaceae. The transcript has 4 exons. The record is from RefSeq and is a predicted model, not a curated record.